Messenger RNA from Octopus sinensis (East Asian common octopus), 1459 nucleotides. RefSeq names its product zinc phosphodiesterase ELAC protein 1. Lineage: Eukaryota; Metazoa; Mollusca; Cephalopoda; Octopoda; Octopodidae. Gene Ontology annotation, molecular function: 3'-tRNA processing endoribonuclease activity. The transcript has 10 exons. The record is from RefSeq and is a predicted model, not a curated record. The coding region runs from base 55 to 1176 and encodes 373 amino acids. Gene Ontology annotation, cellular component: nucleus.
CCUACAUGUGCUUGUUUAUUUUUAUUUCUAUAUUUCUAAUCUAAUCUCUUUAGUAUGUCGUUAAAAGUUAUAUUUUUAGGAACUGGCGCUGCCUACCCUUCACCACAUAGGGGGGCUUCAUGUGUUGUCUUGCAAAACGAUGGAGAUAGUUGGGUUUUUGACUGUGGAGAAGGUUCCCAAACUCAGUUAAUGAAAAGUUGUGUGAAACCUGGAAAAAUUUCAAAAAUAUUUAUUUCUCAUCUCCAUGGGGAUCAUCUGUUUGGACUUCCAGGCCUGCUAUGUACCAUUAGUAUGAAUAAUGCCCGUAAAGCACCUGUUGAAAUCUAUGGACCUGAGGGCUUGUGUAAAUACAUUCGAACUUGCCUAAAUCUGUCUCGGUCUUUGUUAGAGUUCAACUUUACUGUAUGUGAGCUUAAAGUACUUGAAAACCAGUUAGCUGAAGACUUGAAGGACUGGGUUGUGGACCAUUCUUCACUGUCAGAAAAAUCUCAUCCAAAUGAGAACCCUAAGAGUCUCAUCUAUCCCGAUAGCAACCAAAUAUGGAGUCUCUUUGAAAAUGAAACGACUUUUGUUAAAGCAGUUUCUCUGAAACAUAGAAUUCCAUCUUUUGCUUUUGUUAUAGAAGAGAAGCCAUUGCCUGGCAAAUUAAAUGCUCAACUCUUAUCUAACAAAGGAAUUCCUCCUGGGCCAGUAUACAAAGAACUAAAAUCUGGAAUGAAAAUUACAUCUCCUUCUGGGGAAGUGAUUUGUCCAGAGGAUGUACUUGGACCACCUAUUAAAGGUCGGAAAGUAGUGAUUGCUGGAGAUUCAUGUGAUUCUAAAGAACUCUUGAAAAUUGGUCAAAAUUGUCACCUCCUGGUUCAUGAAGCUACUCUUAGUGAUGACAUGUUUGAGCAAGCCUUACAGAAUGGCCAUUCCACACCAAGUCAAGUUGGUCAGUUGGCUUUAGAACUUGGUGCAUCGCAUUUAGUUCUAACACAUUUUAGUCAAAGAUAUCAAGUGUUGUCACCUGAAGAGUCAACACAGAGCAAGAAUUCUGGCAAAGACAAAAUAAGUGUGAAGGUAAUUUUGGAAGAUAUUCUUAAAAGUGUUGGUGAUAAUUUAAUCAAAGUUGAACUUGCUGAAGAUUUCAAAGUGGUUGAUGUUAAGCGUCAGGAUUUUGGGCAGAAUGUUUAGAAUUUUGGUUCAACUUCUUGUACUCACAGUUCAAAUCCUGCCAGGGUGAUUCUAUGGACUACACUGAAACCUUGAAAAACACAACAUUGUGUAAAUGUAAGAAAUAAUUAUGACAAAUAAUACCUCUAGAAAUUCUGUGUGUUUUGAAGAUUUUUUUAAAAUUUACAAAAGAACCAUGAAAUACAUAUAUUGCUUUGAAAUCAUAUUUUUUUAAACAGUAGAGUUGUGUGAUAAAAAAAGAGAUAAGCUCCAAGUAAAUGAAGACCCUGAUACAGGAUUCAAA